UCGGUAUCUUGAAUAUCGGUAUUUGGAUCUACCCGCCACCCGGAGUGCUCACAGUACUCACUGUGCGGCGGAUGCUUGCUAGCUUGCAUAGUCAUUAUAUUAACGUCGGUGCGACAGAAAACGAAUCAAGCUUUUAAAAGAUGUCUGAAGCUGACGUUGACAACGAACUCUUGGACUAUGAGGAGGACGAUGAGCCCCAAGGAGCCCUCGAGAGUUCAACCCCGGCCAACAAGAAGGCGGUGAAGGGGUCGUACGUGUCCAUCCACAGCUCCGGCUUCAGAGAUUUUCUCCUCAAACCAGAGCUUCUCCGCGCUAUCAUCGACUGUGGUUUUGAGCAUCCAUCUGAAGUCCAACAUGAAUGUAUUCCUCAAGCCAUCCUCGGCAUGGACAUCCUGUGUCAAGCCAAGUCUGGUAUGGGAAAGACUGCCGUAUUUGUACUGGCCACCCUGCAGCAGAUUGAACCGGUGGACGGUCAGGUGUCUGUCCUAGUAAUGUGCCACACUCGAGAGUUGGCCUUCCAGAUCAGCAAAGAGUACGAGCGCUUCUCAAAGUACAUGUCCAGCAUCAAGGUGUCUGUGUUCUUCGGCGGCUUUGCCAUUAAGAAGGACGAGGAAGCCCUGAAGCAGAGAUGCCCUCACAUUGUCGUUGGCACACCCGGGCGCACCUUGGCUCUCAUCCGCAACAAGAACCUUAGCGUGAAGAAUAUCAAGCACUUUGUGCUUGAUGAGUGCGACAAGAUGCUAGAGGAGCUUGACAUGAGACGUGAUGUCCAGGAAAUCUUCAGGUUGACCCCCCAUGAGAAGCAGGUCAUGAUGUUCAGUGCCACGCUAAGCAAGGAGAUCCGCCCAGUGUGCCGCAAGUUCAUGCAAGAUCCUAUGGAGGUGUUUGUAGAUGACGAGACCAAGCUGACCCUCCACGGUCUACAGCAGUACUACUGCAAGUUGAAGGACAGCGAAAAGAACCGAAAGCUCUUUGACCUCCUGGAUGUGCUUGAGUUCAACCAGGUGGUGAUAUUUGUGAAGUCAGUGCAUCGCUGUAUAGCGCUGUCCCAGCUGCUGGUGGAGCAAAACUUUCCAGCUAUUGCCAUCCACGGAGGCAUGGGACAGGACCAAAGGUUAUCCCGCUAUCAGCAGUUUAAAGACUUCCAGCGGCGGAUCCUCGUCGCAACCAACCUGUUUGGUCGAGGCAUGGACAUUGAGAGGGUCAACAUUGUCUUCAACUACGACAUGCCUGAGGAUUCUGACUCGUAUCUCCACAGAGUGGCUCGUGCUGGCAGGUUCGGCACCAAAGGCUUGGCAAUCAGCUUCGUGUCAGACGAGACUGACGCAAAGACUCUGAAUGAGGUCCAAGACCGUUUCGAAGUCAAUGUGCCAGAGCUGCCAGAGGAGAUUGACAUCUCCACUUACAUUGAACAGUCCAGAUGAAUCUGAAGUUUCCAGUAAAGUUGACGUGCGACGACUCUGUUUCCUGUAUUUUGUUAGGGGAAAAAGGAAAGAAGCGAUGUUUCACUGCCACUAUAUGUUGGCAAGUUAAUAUUUGUUUUAUUUUAACAUGUCUUUGCUUGUUUUUGUGAGUUUCUUUUUAAACAAUGCUUGGUUAAAGAAAUAAACAUUUUAUACCUUA
Molecule: messenger RNA, 1623 nt
Organism: Dunckerocampus dactyliophorus (ringed pipefish)
Lineage: Eukaryota; Metazoa; Chordata; Actinopteri; Syngnathiformes; Syngnathidae
Product: ATP-dependent RNA helicase DDX39A-like
Exons: 10
Coding region: 141-1424 (427 amino acids)
Biological process (GO): mRNA export from nucleus; mRNA splicing, via spliceosome
Molecular function (GO): ATP binding; RNA helicase activity; RNA binding
Source: RefSeq, a predicted model, not a curated record